Molecule: messenger RNA, 1637 nt
Organism: Neohortaea acidophila
Lineage: Eukaryota; Fungi; Ascomycota; Dothideomycetes; Mycosphaerellales; Teratosphaeriaceae
Exons: 1
Coding region: 19-1563 (514 amino acids)
Biological process (GO): mitochondrial seryl-tRNA aminoacylation
Cellular component (GO): mitochondrion
Molecular function (GO): serine-tRNA ligase activity; ATP binding; tRNA binding
Source: RefSeq, a predicted model, not a curated record
CCAAACUUCCACACCUCAAUGACGACCCCCUACAUCUGCACCUCGUGCCGCCGCAGCCUCAAAUCAAGUCCGCAAACCUACAAUGGCGCCGUCAAGAGGCUGUACACCCGCCCUUCCUUCGCGCCCAAACCCGUCCUCGACCUAAAGCACAUUCGCCAGAACCCAGGCUUGUACGAGCAAAACUGCCUCGAUCGCAACUACGGCGCUCACGCGCAGAACUCGUGGCGGAUCCUUGAACUGCACAAUGAAGUUGCGAAGAAACAGGCGGAGAUUCUGGAGGUCAGGAGGAGGAAUAAUGCGCUUGGGAGGGAGAUACAGCAGCAGGCGGGCACGAGUAGCGAUACAUGCAGACAGGGUAGCGGGGUGAGCGCGCUGGUGGAAGAAGCGCGGCGGCUGAAAGAGGAUUUGCAGAAGUUCGAACAGUGGGAGAGCGCGGCGAGAGAGCAGAUGGAAAAACUGGCGAUUGAUUUGCCAAACCUGAGCUCGAAUGUUACGCCCGUGGGGGAAGAGCCUGAGCUUUUGGGGUACGUCAAUGAAUCGCAUGGACGCAAGGAGGGCAGGAGUCAUGUCGAGAUUGGCAAGGAGCUGGAUAUACUGGACUUCGAGGCUAGCGCGGUCACCAGCGGGUGGGGAUGGUACUUUUUGAAGAAUGAGGGCGCGCUGCUGGAGCAGGCGUUGAUACAGUACGCCCUUGCCGUGGCGAUGAGAAAGGGUUGGAGAGUCAUGACGCCUCCGAGUCUGGUGUACAGCCAUAUUGCUAGUGGAUGUGGGUUCAUGCCGCGCGAUCAGAAUGGGGAGACGCAGAGAUACGAAAUUGCUGGCGAUGCGAGCUCACCUGCAGAUGCUGACAAGCCAAGUCUCGUCCUGGCUGGAACGGCAGAGAUACCGUUUGCUGGAUCGCAAGCAGGAAGGACGUUGAAGGCGAGCGCUUUGCCAUUGAAAGUCAUAGGGCCUUCGAGAUCGUACAGGGCUGAGGCAGGAGCCAGAGGAGUGGACACGAAAGGCCUCUAUCGUGUACACGAGUUUACGAAAGUAGAGAUGUUCGCAUGGACUUCUCCACCGACGACCUCGACAUCGCAAGACGGGAAUCGAUUCGACUCGGAUGAUGAGCUCGAUGAGCUCGAUCAAACGCGAAGGGUGUUCGACGAGAUGCUCUCCAUCCAAACGGAGAUCCUCACCAAUCUCGGCCUCCACGCCAGAGUGCUCGAAAUGCCCACCACGGAUCUGGGCGCUUCCGCGACGCGCAAAGUUGACAUUGAGGCCUUCUUUCCGUCGCGCGCUGCCAUCAACGAAGGCUACGGUGAGGUCACCAGUGCGAGCAUCUGCACCGACUAUCAAAGUCGACGAUUGGGCACCAGAGUCAAGGACGAUCGGGGCGGGAAGCCGAUCUGGCCGUACACGGUCAAUGGUACUGCCAUUGCCAUUCCAAGAGUUCUGGCGUGUUUGUUGGAGACUGGAUGGGAUGAGUCGUCGAGGACGGUCAACAUCCCCACUGCCUUGAGGCCGUACAUCCUUGGAGGCAUCGAGAAGAUUGGGCCGGUUGGUCUCCGUAGUGUGAAAUGAAAUGCUGUGGAGCGUUGCUCGUACAAACAUGCGGAAUCGCGGCGCAGUCAUCGCGUUUCCGCGCUAUCAACCAU